This is a messenger RNA of Paramuricea clavata, 701 nucleotides long. NCBI's taxonomy places the organism in Eukaryota, Metazoa, Cnidaria, Anthozoa, Malacalcyonacea, Plexauridae. The record is from the annotation of a GenBank genome assembly.
AUGGAAGGAACUGGAAGCUCAAAAGAGCCAAAGGAGAGGCGAACGACAGCGAAGAAGAAGGCUAAAACCAUUUCAGAUUAUUUUUCAGCUGCGCCAGGUGGUAUGUAUACAUCUUAUUUUGACUAAAAACUGCUUGUAUUAAGUGGUACCCAAACAUAUAUAUUACCAUGGCAUACAGUCAAGUAUACGCAAUGCGUAUUCAUGACUGUAUGCAUGCGUUGCGGUUUCAUAAACCGGCUUUAUCGACACCUUGCUUCCAGCAUGUUAGUGUCAACAUCAUUUGUAAAAACGUGACAAAUCCUAACAUUUCAGGAAAUGAAAGAACGAUUUACUACGAUCCUGCACAGGCCUGUGUCUCCCAGUCUGUCGCACAAAUAACUAGAACUCCAACUCGUACAAGUGAUGUCUACCAAGCCGCGUCCAGUCCACAGGUUUCUCCAGAAUGCCAUCGAGUGCCAACAGUUGUGAGCUCAACUUUGUCCAAAGUACAUGAGCCACAAGCAGUAAUACACGUCGACCCUUGCAAGAAAACAAAUAUAUCAUCCUAUAUGAACCCUCACCAACCAAAAAACUUUGAGUUUCCUAAAAGAAAAUUUUCUGGACAGAAUCGGUCUUUUCAGGCGGUAUGGUUUGAUAUAUUUUCUUGGCUGCACUAUGAUGAACAGCUUGACUCGGUCCUUUGUUUUUAUUACGCUCGCUAG